GGGUCGAGCGCGAGGCUCUCCGAGGCGCCUCCCAUCGUCAGCGCAGCCGUCGGGGAAGAGGGGAGCCUCGGGGGUCUGGGGAAGAGCCGAGGCCGUCCAGCAGGGGAGGGCACCUGAGGUUGCCUGAGCAGGGGCAGCGGAGCCCUUCGUCUUCGUCCUCGCAUCUCUGCUCUUCGAUCCGUCGGAGCGGCUGCUUCUGACCGUCCUGGCGCGCGCGGCUCUGUUGCUUUUGGUUUCCCUUUUGGAUGGCACCCUGGCUCUUCUGAGGAGAGUCGGAUAAAGGAAGGAGGGGAGAGGGAAGGGUGUUGAAACGAAGGAAGUUCGGAGAAGCCCGCCUCUGCCUUCCCUCUCGCUAAACCCACAAACAAGCCAGCCGGAAAGUCCGAAGAAGCUGCCAAGAGGGAGUGUGACAGAGAGGCUCGCCCGGUGGUGGUGGUGGUGGAGGAGGAGGAGGAGGAGGAGGAGAAGCGCCUUUGCCCUCCCAUCGCUCGUCCUGUCCGCCCCUCUGCUGUACCCACCUUUCCUCCUCCUUCCCUUCCCUUCCUCCGAGGCGCCAGCAAGCCGGGCUAAUGAUGGCUUCAACCGCAACCUGCACCAGGUUCACCGACGAAUACCAGCUCUUCGAGGAGCUUGGAAAGGGGGCAUUCUCAGUGGUGAGAAGAUGUAUGAAAAUCACUACAGGACAAGAAUAUGCUGCCAAAAUUAUCAACACUAAAAAGCUAUCAGCAAGAGAUCACCAGAAAUUGGAAAGAGAAGCUAGAAUCUGUCGCCUUUUGAAGCACCCUAAUAUUGUGCGACUUCAUGACAGCAUAUCAGAAGAAGGAUUUCAUUACUUAGUCUUUGAUUUAGUCACUGGAGGUGAAUUAUUUGAGGAUAUCGUUGCAAGAGAAUAUUACAGUGAAGCAGAUGCAAGUCAUUGCAUUCAGCAGAUCCUGGAGGCUGUGCUACACUGCCAUCAGAUGGGCGUAGUCCAUCGGGACUUGAAGCCUGAAAACUUGCUUCUAGCUAGCAAGUCAAAGGGAGCAGCUGUAAAACUGGCAGAUUUUGGAUUGGCUAUCGAAGUGCAAGGUGAACAACAGGCCUGGUUUGGUUUUGCCGGUACACCAGGAUACCUUUCCCCUGAAGUGCUACGAAAAGAUCCUUAUGGAAAGCCAGUGGACAUGUGGGCCUGUGGUGUUAUUCUCUACAUUCUUUUGGUGGGAUACCCUCCUUUUUGGGAUGAAGAUCAACACAGACUCUACCAACAGAUCAAGGCUGGUGCUUAUGAUUUCCCUUCACCAGAAUGGGACACGGUGACUCCAGAAGCCAAAGACCUUAUCAACAAAAUGCUUACAAUCAAUCCUGCCAAACGUAUCAAUGCAUCAGAGGCCCUCAAACAUCCAUGGAUCUGUCAACGUUCUACUGUUGCUUCUAUGAUGCACAGACAGGAGACUGUAGACUGCCUGAAGAAAUUCAACGCAAGAAGGAAACUUAAGGGUGCCAUUUUGACAACUAUGCUGGCUACAAGAAAUUUCUCAGCAGCCAAAAGUUUAUUGAAGAAACCUGAUGGAGUGAAGAAAAGGAAGUCCAGUUCGAGUGUUCAGAUGAUGAUAAACAACAAAACCAACGUAGUAACCAGCCCCAAAGAAAAUAUUCCUACCCCGGCGCUGGAGCCCCAAACCACUGUAAUCCACAACCCAGAUGGAAAUAAGGAAUCAACAGAGAGCUCCAACACAACCAUUGAAGAUGAAGAUGUAAAAGCUCGUAAGCAGGAGAUUAUCAAGGUUACGGAGCAACUGAUUGAAGCUAUCAAUAAUGGGGAUUUUGAAGCCUACACGAAAAUUUGUGAUCCAGGCCUUACCUCAUUUGAACCUGAAGCUUUGGGAAAUCUUGUAGAGGGAAUGGACUUCCACCGGUUUUACUUUGAAAAUGCUUUGUCUAAGAGCAACAAGCCAAUCCACACCAUUAUCCUGAAUCCUCAUGUCCACCUUGUGGGUGAUGAUGCCGCCUGCAUUGCAUAUAUACGGCUGACUCAGUAUAUGGAUGGAAGUGGAAUGCCAAAGACUAUGCAGUCAGAAGAGACGCGAGUCUGGCACCGCCGUGAUGGAAAGUGGCAGAACGUUCACUUUCACCGUUCAGGAUCACCAACAGUACCUAUCAACUAAUUGUCCGUGAUGCCACGUUGUGUGUCCUCCGCACUCUGCACUUGGUUGGCUGCCAUCUUGGCCAUCCGUUUGCCCUCUUCAUGCAUGUUCUUUGAAUGCAUGAAGCUGUGAAGUUUCUACAUGUGAUACAUUUAUGAUGCAUCAUUUUGUUGUAUAUUCCAUUGGUACCUUUUGUUUACACUUCAGUGAAGGGGAUGUUCCAUGCAAAUUGAAAAUGGAAGUACAAGACAAAAGAGAAGGCAGGGGGGAGUUGAAAUGCCAGAGUAUAUGCAGAGUAUAUGUCUCAUGCCAAAUUAUGAAAAACAUCUGCAUUUGCAACGGAUAGAAAUUGCAAGUUAAAAAAAAAACACCUUAUUUUAAUUUACACAAUAUUGCUUUCUAGCUUACUUGCUUUUAAAGAUGAUUGAAUAUUACUUUGGUCAUAGUAGAAAUAAUGAAAUUUUUACUAACAGCAGCUCUGUUAUGGGUAGAAGUACUGACAAAGACCAAAGCAUUUCUGUAGGGUUGGGGUCAUGGGGAGUCAUCUCUGCUAUGAGUCACUGUGUAUAAACUGGAAAAAAAAUGGCAUAAUUUGCCGAGUUGACCUCACCAGAAUUAUCUGUCACUGUUCUUGUCUGGUCAGCAAGACUUUGUUUUUUAAUCAUUACUUUGGCUUUGUUGUUCUAACUACAGGAGAAAAACGAUAUUUUGAAGUAGUUUUUCUAGUUUGACAUGAGCCAAGCAAUGAACAGAUAUGAGACAGUUUUAGGUGGCUAAAGGGUAAAAUAAAAUGUUGUUUUUUAUCAUUUUAUGGAUGUACAGUACAUUUAUUAAAGCAAGUUGUAGAGGAUUUUUUUAACUGAUGCUCUAGUUAUGUGUGGUAAUGUAGGACAAUUAGGCCUUAAAAGCUUAGUAACAGAAGUUUACUUGUCUACAUAUUUUGUGUAGCAAUUUAUUACCUUUAAAAAAAAACUACCAGGAAAACAUACGUUUUCUAAUAGUACAAUCAUGCUUUUACCAUAAUAAUUUUAUCCGUUUUCUCAUGGCUUAUCAAGAGCGUUGAAUGCUGUGCAAUAAAGCAAUUAUUGCAUCUUUAUUAACAUCUGUUGCUGCACAUAUACCUGCAAAACAAGCAGGAAUAUAUUCCGUGUCAAUUUAGAACAGGUUGCUCAGUUGCUGUUUGAUUGCUUCCAUUGUGUAGAUGUGAAAUUAUAUCCUGCAAACUCAUUAUUCCCCUCCUUUAAAAAUUAAAAUAUAAAAAUCAGUUUUUCCUUUGCUUUUUAAAGAUUUUUUAUUAUUAUUCUCUGUUCGGUUAACUGUGAGGCUAUCAGUUUUCUGUAACACUGUAUAGCGCAUGAUACUUUGAUCAAUGUUCUUUUUAGUAAAUAAAAUUUACAACUUGCAGCAUCAUGAAUUUUUUAAAGCAGAGAAAGAGGGGGGGAAGUCCCAAUUUGUAUAACUUUCACCUCUCUUUAUUGAUUACUAAUCAAAAGCAGAUCUAAUUCUUUACAUUUUGAUGUUGUUCCUAGUAAACAUAUGUUAAAGGAAUUCAAGUUUCUCUGGUGAUAAUUAAUAUAUACUUUCAACCCAUGGCAAUAUUUAUAGCAAGCAUCUACAGUAAAUGUCUUGAGGCAUAUUAACCUGCCAGUGAGUUCUGUAAAAAAAGGAAAUGACCUCAUGCAUUUUGUUUUUAAAUAAUAAUGUCUUCUUUUGCAAAGCAGCUUUAGGUGGUAUAAGUGUGUUUACAUUUAACAAAAUUAGGUGUAGAUUUUUCUUUUUCUUUUUUACACCUUUUACCAUAGCAUGUGGUGUUGCCAUAUUAUUCUAGGUCAAGUCUGUCUUCCACACUGAGAUGUGAGAAAUAUCGUGUGAGUUAGUUCUCUGCACUCCAAUUGAAUUAUACACCUAAUCUGUUGUCAUUUCAAAACACUGCAGUUUACCAUGAGACACAGUGUGUAAAUAUAUAUAUUUCUUGCCAUAAUGGUAAAGAACUGACGGAUAUAUUUAAAAAUUAAUAAAUUUGUGAUUUCUGCUGACA
Molecule: messenger RNA, 4161 nt
Organism: Elgaria multicarinata webbii
Lineage: Eukaryota; Metazoa; Chordata; Lepidosauria; Squamata; Anguidae
Gene: CAMK2D
Product: calcium/calmodulin dependent protein kinase II delta
Exons: 21
Coding region: 570-2144 (524 amino acids)
Biological process (GO): protein phosphorylation
Molecular function (GO): calcium/calmodulin-dependent protein kinase activity; ATP binding; calmodulin binding
Source: RefSeq, a predicted model, not a curated record